Echinops telfairi (small Madagascar hedgehog) is the source of this 7352-nucleotide messenger RNA. RefSeq names its product SMCR8-C9orf72 complex subunit (gene SMCR8). Bases 444 to 3260 code for a protein of 938 amino acids. The record is from RefSeq and is a predicted model, not a curated record. NCBI's taxonomy places the organism in Eukaryota, Metazoa, Chordata, Mammalia, Afrosoricida, Tenrecidae. The transcript is spliced from 2 exons. Gene Ontology annotation, cellular component: guanyl-nucleotide exchange factor complex. Gene Ontology annotation, molecular function: GTPase activator activity.
GUGGCGUCCCCAGAGCCGCAACGGUUUCUGCUGUCCGGUCGGGAGGGCGGCAGUCGCUUGACUGAGCCCGGCGACGGCUCGUAGUCCGUCCCUAGACACCCGUGCGGGCUGAGCUGUUAGCGGCGCGGUGGAUUUUAGAGCAGCGCCGGUGACCUCGCUGCAGGUGCUUCGCGCCGCGAUCGCCUCCGAGGUGGAGGGCGACCACCUUCCGUGGGUUCCGGAGCCUGACAGACCUUGGGGUACCUGAAUCCGCCGAGGGCUCCGGAGGAGCGACAUCUCUGUGGGAGUUUGUGUCCUCGCGUGUGCCGGGGCAGUCUAGGAUUCCUCGGGGCUCAAACGAGACCACCGGGACUAAGCUUCCUCCUCCAGAGGCCCGGCUUCCCCGCGUCGAUUACUGCCUUCUUUUCAGCCCCUCUCCAUGUUCUCCUCACACAUCUGGAAAUAUGAUCAGCGCCCCUGACGUGGUGGCCUUCACCAAAGAGGACGAGUACGAGGAGGAGCCUUACAAUGAGCCGGCCCUGCCCGAGGAGUACUCGGUGCCGCUGUUCCCCUUCGCCAGCCAGGGUGCCAACCCAUGGUCCAAACUGUCCGGGGCCAAGUUCUCCCGGGACUUCAUUCUCAUUUCUGAGUUCUCCGAACAGGUGGGACCGCAACCCUUGCUGACUAUCCCCAAUGACACCAAAGUGUUUGGCACCUUUGAUCUCAAUUAUUUUUCCCUGCGGAUCAUGUCUGUGGAUUAUCAGGCCUCCUUCGUGGGCCAUCCCCCUGGCUCGGCCUAUCCCAAGCUGAAUUUUGUGGAGGACUCCAAGGUGGUGCUAGGGGACUCCAAGGAGGGAGCCUUUGCAUACGUGCAUCACCUCACCCUCUAUGACCUGGAGGCCCGUGGCUUCGUGAGGCCCUUUUGCAUGGCUUAUAUCUCGGCAGACCAGCACAAAAUCAUGCAGCAGUUCCAGGAGCUGUCGGCUGAAUUUUCUAAAGCUUCUGAGUGCUUGAAGACAGGUAAUAGGAAAGCAUUUGCUGGAGAGCUUGAAAAAAAGCUGCGAGACUUGGAUUACACCAGGACAGUGCUGCACACAGAAACUGAGAUCCAGAAGAAAGCUAACGACAAAGGCUUUUAUUCAUCUCAGGCGAUUGAGAAAGCCAACGAACUGGCCAGCGUGGAGAAGUCCAUCAUUGAACAUCAGGACCUGCUGAAGCAGAUUCGUUCAUACCCCUAUCGGAAGUUGAAGGGGUCUGAUCUGAGUGCUGGGGCGGCAGAGGGCUCCUCCCAGGAUCAGGCUGGACAGGCAUCCACUACCUCUGACCCUGACGAGCCUGUGGACACAGAAGUGUACGCUAGCCGACCAGACUACACUCCCAAACUCAUCAAAGCCAAGUCCACCAAGUGUUUUGACAAGAAGCUGAAGACCUUGGAAGAGCUCUGCGAUACUGAGUACUUCACCCAGACGCUGGCUCAGCUCAGCCACAUUGAGCACAUGUUCAGAGGAGACCUGUGCUACCUCUUGACCAGCCAGAUCGACAGAGUCCUGCUACAGCAACAGCACAUCACAAAUUUCCUCUUUGAAGACUUUGUGGAGGUUGCUGACAGGGUGGUAGAGAAAGAAGGUAGUGCACCCCUUGAGCCUAGUCAAGACAGGCCACCUUCCAGGUCUCUGGAAGAAUGUCUGAUUCCCAAAGUGUUAAUCAGUGUUGGUUCUUACAAAUCAAGUGUGGAGUCUGUGCUGAUCAAGAUGGAGCAGGAACUUGGAAAUGAGUACAAGGAAGUGGAGGUGACAGAAGUGAGCAAUUUUGACCCCCAGGAGAACUUGGACUAUCUGGAUAUGGACAUGAAAGGGAGUAUCAGCAGUGGUGAAAGCAUUGAGGUCCUAGGAACUGAGAAGUCCACGUCUGUACUUCCCAAGUCUGACAGCCAGGCUAGCCUCACAGUACCACUGAGCCCCCAGGUGGUCCGGAGCAAGGCGGUUAGCCACAGGACCAUCAGCGAGGACAGUAUCGAAGUCCUCAGCACCUGCCCCUCUGAGGCUCUCAUCCCUGAAGACUUUAAGGCCAGCUACCCAAGUGCCAUUAACGAAGAGGAAGCAUAUCCAGAUGACAGUGAGGGAGCCAUCCACUUCGAGGCCAGCACUCGCCCUCCUGCUCUGGGGGAGGCAGAAGAGGGCAGCUUAGAAAACGCUCCGUCACACACCGACUCCUCUUGCUGUAUUGGGAAGGAGACUGACAGUUUGCUUGUGCCACUUCCCACUUCAGCCCUCAAGCUCUCUGAUGACAAUAGUGUGGUGAGCAUCCCCCCACAACGCUACAGGCAGAAAGACCCAGGGUUCCAUGUGGACUUUACAGUGGAAAACGUCCACCCUGCUUCCCGCGAUAACAGUUCUGAAAGCUUUCCCCCUUAUGAACUGGACCCUAGCUGCCUGCCGGCUAGCCGGGAUGUCAGUAAGACCAGCCUGGACAACUACUCAGAUUCUACCAGCUAUGUUAGCAGUGUGGCCUCUACCAGCUCACAUAGGACUCCUUCCUCUGCACAUCCCACCGGCUUCUCUUCUGAGAGACACAAAAAGAGGGCUGGCCAGAAUGCCUUAAAAUUCAUCCGCCAGUACCCCUUUGCCCACCCAGCCAUCUACUCCCUGCUCAGCGGGAGGACACUUGUGGUCCUGGGAGAGGAUGAGACCAUCGUCAGGAAGCUUGUGACAGCACUGUCCAUCUUUGUCCCCAACUAUGGCCGCUAUGCCAAGCCUGUGAAGCACUGGGUCUCCUCCCCUUUGCACAUUACCGAUUUUCAGAAGUGGAAGCUGAUUGGCCUGCAGAGAGUGGCCUCCCCUGCCAGUGCUGGCACCCUGCAGGCCCUGAGCCGCUAUAGCCGCUACACGAGCAUCCUGGAUCUGGACAACAAGACCCUGCGCUGCCCACUGUACAGAGGUACCCUUGUGCCCCGGCUGGCUGACCAUCGCACCCAGAUCAAGCGGGGCAGCACCUACUACAUGCAUGUCCAGAGCAUGCUCACCCAGCUCUGCUCCAAGGCCUUCCUGUACACCUUCUGCCACCACCUGCAUCUGCCUGCCCAGGACCGGGAGACACAGGAACUGGUGGCCAGUCGCCAGAUGAGCUUCCUAAAGCUGAAUCUGGGCCUGGUGAAUGAGGAUGUUAAAGUGGUUCAGUACCUGGCUGAGCUGCUGAAGCUGCAGUACAUACAGGAGUCUCCGGGGAUUGGCCACCCCGUGCUCAGGUUUGACUAUGUCCCCAGCUUUUUGUAUAAAAUCUGAGGUUGGUCCCAGCCUUGUGACCAAGACCUGUGACUCAGGGCAGAGAGGUUUUGGGAGGGGAGCGUGGUUGGCCUGACCAAGCAGUUAACCUGAGCUUGAUUGCUGAUAGACUUCUGGUGGCAUCAGCGGGAAGGAAAUCAAGUGGACCACUGUGACUCUUAGGAUUCUGGGCAGCUGGAAGGAUGGCUAAGGGCGGAGAGGAGAGCCUGGUUCUCUCGGAAGAUGUCUGGAAGGGCAGUAACAGGCACAAGAUUGGGGGUGGCCCUUGGCUUCCUGAGAACUGGUACCAGUGAAGGAGAAUCAGCAAUCCCUCAGGUGGGUGGGCAAGGCGUGGGAGACCAGAGGCUCAAUGGAGAAGCUCAGUCAUGAUCAGCACCUGCUGACACAGGGGUGUCAGAAUGAGCAGGUGGAAGUCGGAACCACAGAACACACGGCCUCAUUCACACCCAGCUGGAACCCCUGAACAAGUGAGGACGAGGGGUGAGCUGGCCCCCCAGCUGCAACGUCUGUGGACCUCACAGCUUUCUGGGCCCUGCACUGCAGAGAAUGAGAGAAGGGGUGAGCACUUCCUGUCCUGGUUUCCUCCCUCAGAGAUACCGGCAAACACGAUGUCUGGGCCUGAGCUGCUGGGUCCUGAUGGAAGAGGCUGUGCUCUGAGAGGCAAAGCACCCAGGGGCAGGCAGGGCAGGGCUGCCUGCGGCUGUCCCCACUGUCCUCUUCAUUACGGGUGUGCUGCACCCACCAGUCUUUCCCGCCAGAGGGAGCCAUCACUUUCCUUUCAUAAAAGGUCUGCAGAAAUAUUCAAAAUCAGCAACAGCCCCCCACCCCGGCCACCCCCCUCUCACACACUCUCCAGUCCGCUCAUCUUGCAACCACAGUACUACCUCGCAUGGAUGGGGUCUGACAGCAUUUUGCCCACUCCCCAGCAGUGAUUGUGGGAGAGAUUUCCUGUAGAAGCCAGGCUCCUUUCUCUGCCUCCACUGCCCUUCCCCACCUAAGUCCCAUCUUCACAGAAGGCAUUUUGCCACUAAAGAAAGUCCACCCAUUCUCCCCGCUUACCCACCUCGACCAUGACCUGCAGCCCUCCCUCCUCCCAGUGGUUCCUUGUAGGAUCAACACCAAGCCUGUCAAGGGAGGAGUUCCUAUAACUGCGGUUUUAGAGCAUUUUUUAAAAGCGGGUUUUCCCCGUAAUUGGGGAAAACUUCAGGUCUUACUGCUGCUUCUUAGUUUGUUCCGAGACAAAAGGUGAUGGCUGGGCCUGAAUCGGCCGCAGUGGCUGCUCCUGGCCAUGUGUACAUGUGCAUUUACUGAGCACUGCCUGCAGUGUCACUGGCCCACCUUUGGGUAGCACCAUUGAGGUCACCGAGGGAUGCCGCACAUAGCCAGGGCCUGCUUGCCACCCUCCGUCACACAGGUGUCUGCACAGAAGCACUGUGGGCGUCCAGCCAGCAGCCCCUCUUCCCUUGCAGGGCAGUGGCUCUGCACGAGGCUGCCAUCAAGACCUUUUGUGGCAGAUGGCAUUGCCCACACUGCAUCACUCCCUUUGUACCUGUGCCCCUCUGUGUUCACAGACGGGUGGCUGCCGUCUCGCUGUGAAGUGUCCACUGUUUGCACAGAAGGCCAAUUCUGCCGUCACCUUCCCCUGUCGCCCUGCCCCUCCCUGGUAUUUAAGUGCUGCUUCAUUCCUAACUGGGUAGUCAACAGCUGUCUCAUGCAUCCGAGGGCAUGGCGGUGCACUGUUUUAUCUUAAAGGUCUGUGGAGUCCAAGCGACAAGAACGUGACUGCUGGCACUCCCACCACUGUUUUGUCCCCACGCCUGCAGCAACGUGGACGCCUGCACUCACGGGGCUGCUCACUGAGAAACGCACAGGCAGCCGAUUCGCGUCUGGCCAAUGCUGAAAUGCAGCCAUCCUGGGCCUUCUAGAAGAGCUAAAGCCGUGCCCUGCAGUGAUCUCUGCGGACAGCUGCUUUGAAGGGUGUUCGCCCAGAGACCCGAGGGCAAUUCAGAAGGUUGACAGGGCUCUCAGUAAAAGACCAGUUAGGGUGAACAGAGCUGUUUUCCUGUGCACAGAGGGGCAAACCAGGAGUGUAUCUCACCUGAGUUCUCAUCACUGGGAAGGUGGCAUUGCUGAAUACUGAACAGUAGUUGAUCCGCAGGAUUUCACGUUGGUUAAAAAAGUACCUUUUUGGUGUGGCAGUUUCAAAGGAUGACUGGAUGCCAGAAACCUAGUUCAUGAAGGGGUGCUGAUCCGAGGCUUGAGUUCAGGCAGAGGUGUUCAAAGCCUCGCAGCUCUGCUUCCUCCCAGCCCGGCGCCAUUCAGAGCUACUAGGAAAGUCUUGCAUCUAAAACUGUCGGCAGUGGGGAGACCGAUGCAUUGGGGCUGAUCUUUCCCAGAAAUUCCACUGGUGGUUUUUCCUUUAGAAAUAGGUGAAUAAGUCAUAAUAAAGCAUCCAAAAAAAAAAAAAAGUUUCAGAAAACAACAGUGCCUGCCAUUUAUGACUUCUUGAGUCACCACUGUCAUGUUCUAGGCCAGGCACUGAAACCCCGUGCUUGUCUGAGGUUUAUUUCAACUUCACUUAGAAGCUGUUACCCGCCUCCUGCCCACCCCCUUUGACGAGUUGUCCAUGGGAAGAGGAGACUGAUCAACUCGCAGUGAGGCCCUCGUGGUUUUAGAAGCUCCAUUGUAGCCAUCGAGCCCGUGUGAUAGGUAACCCUAGCCUGACACCUAUUUUCCUGGAAGCCUUUGCUCCCAUGGCGGAGAUAGGGGAUUUUAGAAGUUGAGACCUUUCUGUAAUCUAGGAUGAGGCUGGCAGCACAGGAUGGCCCACUGUAGCUCACCUGCCACCCCUACCCUUCCUGGCAUUUGUUUCAGACUAGUGACUCUGCCCAAAGCGUUGUUGGUUCAGUCCCAGUCUCCUGUCCAAGCCCCAGAGGCUGAGGGAUGUGCCUUCCCGGCCACUGUUGGGGCUGCUGUGGCUCCCGCAGUGUUGCUCAAGGCAGAAAACACUGCACACUGGACAUCUUGUGUGCAGACUGCCCACGUCACCACUGCAAACAUGUUCCCCACCCCCAGUGUGGCAUGCCCAGCUAGCCUCUAGUGGCGCUGUCUGUCUGCAAGGCAAGCAGCUCAUCUUUAGUGGAGAAUUUGUGGUGGGUGUGCCUAGCCAUGGGAGGGACUGGCCUUCCUCUGGGAGCAAUCUGAUGGGUCUGGCUUUUGCCCCCCCCCCCCAAGGACACCAGCCAACGGUCUGCUGCCUCCCAACUGUAGUAUAAAGGGACCAGAUCUGGGGUCCCUUCUGGGCUGUCCCUAUUGAGCACUGGUGUAACCCAUCUUUAUCAGGUUGGAUGAAGCCGCAGGGAGGCAGACAAGCGGGAGGUGUUGAAACUGGGCAGCAAACCCACCUGGAAGCAUGGGACCUGGCUCAGCUACUGUGAAGGGCAUGCACUCUGCCCCAUACAGUAGGGCCUCCUGGCAACAUCCCCACCGCCGGGGCCUAGUCAAGGCCCUCAAUGGUGAUGUUCUGGCAGCAUAACAGUGCUUCCCUUGCAGGCUGAGAUCCGGAGUUUGGCACAUCCCGGUGACUGCAGCAUCUGCCCUGCCCCCCCAGAGUGAGAACCACCCAGCAUCACUGGGCCUGUGCUGCAUGGUGACGCUGGGGAGGCAGCGCUACAGGGCACGCCUCUGACCGACAUGGGUGGACAUGCAGGCUCAAUGGAAGUCAAUGCUGCCUUAAGGUCGCGGUGAAAAACAGUCUGGGAUGAAGUCAUGUCUUGUGACUUUUUUCGAAAGCGAUUUUAUCACUGCAUGUUUCUCUGUCCUGUUGGGACUGCCUCACCAUGCUAGCAGCGCCAGGUUCUCACGAAGUGGCCCGUGGGAGGGGUUCACCUGACGUGCGUGGUUCCAUUUGAUAGGUGUCGCUGGACAAGAGUUUAACCAGAGGAAAUGCCAAAUAAAUAGUAUGAGAAGUGUACUUUUUGAAAAAUUUAAUUUAUUUGAGUUCAGCUAUUUUUGAAAUACAAAAAACUGGUUGUAUUUUUCAAAGCUAUCAUUCCUGUAGAUGUUCAGUGAUUAAAAACUUAUGGCCACCCA